AUGUUCCACAAGUCGAUCAUUUCCACCGUCCUCGCCAUCGGUGCUCUUCAGCAAGUCACUCUUGCCGCUCCAACAGACACGACCCCGAACACCCUCCAGGCUCGUGCGUGGGACGGCGCAGUCGCGAUUCCGGAUGGCAAGGACGCCGCGAUUUCCUACACCUGCGAGAGCGGCGCGGUAGCGGAUUGGUCUGCCACGAAGGACACGAUCAACGAGGACUGCAUCACCAUACCCGGCGGCUCCGACAACUUCGAAAUGAACUACGACAUCGAAACCUACGCCGAUUUCUCCGUGUGGACCUACGUCAACGGCGAUUGCACCGAGCUCGACUACGGAUGGUGGAAGAACAUCUGGGGCAAGCGUGGUGUCAGCAGCACCUAUGCCAAAGGCGCGUGCAUAGGCAGCCCAGCCUUCGCGGUACAGGAGAAUAAGGAUACUGCCAAGUGGAAUUCUUUCAAGGUUUCGUUCUUGAAGAAGGAGGAUGUUGGAAGGUGA
This is a messenger RNA of Diplodia corticola, 495 nucleotides long. Its product is annotated as ubiquinone biosynthesis methyltransferase. The record is from RefSeq and is a predicted model, not a curated record. The coding region runs from base 1 to 495 and encodes 164 amino acids. The transcript has 2 exons. Lineage: Eukaryota; Fungi; Ascomycota; Dothideomycetes; Botryosphaeriales; Botryosphaeriaceae.